CAUCCCUUCCAUUCUUGUCUGCCCUUAGACACGCUUUCGUUAUCUCCCUUUCUUCUUCUUCUUCUUCUCUCCUUCAUACAGUCAUUCAUUCCUUUUUCUGCAUCUUUGAUUCCAGCCUCUCGUUAUCUACUAUAUUAAUCUCUCGAUUCUUUCUUUCAUCUCCCAUUCCAUCUGGCAAUCACUACAAUGAAGGGCUCUACCAUCGCUACCUCCCUCGUCUUGGGAGCUUCGUCAGUCCUGGCCACCCCCUCCAACAUCCAGGCCCGUGACGAUGUGACUCCCAUCACCACCAAGGGUAACGCUUUCUUCAAGGGCGACGACCGUUUCUACAUCCGUGGUGUCGACUACCAGCCCGGUGGUUCUGGUGACCUUGCGGACCCUAUCGCUGAUACCGACGGCUGCAAGCGUGACAUUGAAAAGUUCAAGUCUCUUGGCUUGAACACCAUUCGGGUCUACUCUGUCGACAACUCCAAGAACCACGAUGAGUGUAUGAACGCGUUGGCGGAUGCGGGCAUCUACCUCGUCCUUGAUGUCAACACUCCCAAGUACUCCCUCAACCGCAAGGACCCCAAGCUGUCCUACAACGACGUCUACCUGCAGUACAUCUUCGCCACCGUCGAGAUGUUCGCUCAGUACAAGAACACCCUCGCUUUCUUCUCCGGUAACGAGGUCAUCAACGAUGGUCCUUCCUCCAAGGCCGCUCCCUACGUCAAGGCUGUCACUCGUGACAUUCGCCAGUACCUUCGUGAGCGUGACCUUCGUACCGUGCCCGUUGGUUACUCUGCUGCCGAUAUCGACACCAACCGUCUGCAGAUGGCCCAGUACAUGAACUGCGGUACCGACGACGAGCGCAGCGACUUCUUCGCUUUCAACGACUACUCGUGGUGUGACCCCUCGUCGUUCACUACCUCUGGCUGGGACGAGAAGGUCAAGCUGUUCGACGGCUACGGUCUCCCUCUCUUCCUUUCCGAAUACGGCUGCAACACCAACACUCGUAAGUUCGAGGAAGUCGAAGCUCUCUACUCCACCAAGAUGACCGGUAUCUACUCUGGUGGUCUCGUCUACGAAUACUCUCAGGAGCCCAGCGACUACGGUUUGGUCAAGGUCAACGGCGACGACGUCAAGGAGCUCAAGGACUUUGACGCUCUGAAGACCGCCUUUGAGAAGACCUCCAACCCCAAGGGUGACGGUGGCUUCAACAAGACUGGUGGUUCCAACGCUUGCCCCAAGAAGGAGAAGCCCGCCUGGGACGUCUCCAACGAUGACCUUCCUGCCAUCCCUGAGCCCGCCAAGAAGUACUUCAAGGACGGUGCUGGCAAGGGUGACGGUUUCUCCGGCUCUGGCAGCCAGUCCAAGGGUACCUCCUCCACCGGCACUGCCGAGCCCGGCUCCGCCUCCGUCUCCGGCAGCGACUACAGCAGCAGCGGCAGCGGUGGCUCCUCUUCGUCCUCUCCCUCUGGCUCCGAGGGUGCUGCUGCCGGCCUCAAGGUUCCCAGCUUGACCAUGGCUCCUGUUGUUGUCGGUAUGGUGACCAUCAUGUCGACUUUGUUCGGUGCCAGCCUGAUCAUGGUUUAAUUUCUCUUCUUACCUUUUAAAUUGUUAUCUUCGAUUCUUUCGCUCUUCAUUUCGUUCGGUACUCAAUGGGAUAUACCUGAUUCCGUCCAGGCGUUGGAGAUAUCUAGACCUCGGACAAGGGACAAUGUACAGUUGCGGUUAGCGUAGACUUAAUUCAUGCUUUAUGAAUUA
This is a messenger RNA of Aspergillus glaucus CBS 516.65, 1746 nucleotides long. RefSeq names its product 1,3-beta-glucanosyltransferase gel1 (gene gel1). The record is from RefSeq and is a predicted model, not a curated record. NCBI's taxonomy places the organism in Eukaryota, Fungi, Ascomycota, Eurotiomycetes, Eurotiales, Aspergillaceae. Gene Ontology annotation, cellular component: fungal-type cell wall; cytoplasm. Gene Ontology annotation, molecular function: 1,3-beta-glucanosyltransferase activity. The transcript has a single exon. The coding region runs from base 187 to 1575 and encodes 462 amino acids. Gene Ontology annotation, biological process: fungal-type cell wall (1->3)-beta-D-glucan biosynthetic process.